CAGAAAAUUAAGUAAAGUCAUUAUAGGAAAGCUGUGUUAGUCCAUGGCAGGCAAAAGGCACUCAUUACAUGUGAUGAAAUGAUCUGUUAUCUCGCAGUCUUACGCCUACACAAUUCAUUAGUCUGGAAAGCCGUUACCAGAUUCCUUCUGGUGUUGGAGUCGAGUCACUAAGUCAUAAGCCAUUGAAGCCACACUUUGAAACAGAAGGUCGAGAGAAAACAGCCUCCGAAAUCCGCCAGAGCAGAGCGCGAUCGGUGACCUCACUCGCCAAGGCCACCCCCCCUAGGCUGCCCACGAGACCAGGAAGGGCGAAAAGGGGAGUUUGCGGACGGUCCCUGCGAGGUGGCCGGACAAGACCGAGGGAGCGCGUCAAGAGCAGGUCCGCUUUUGACGCUCCGGAGUACGGAUUUUGCAGAGAGCCCCUGAAAGCACCGAUUUCCCCGCCCUCGACGGCUCCUCCCCCUCCGUUUGCCGGCGCUUCGAGCCUCGGGAGCGGUCAAAAAGAGGAUAUAAAGGAGGCCGGAGGGACUCGUCGAGCGGCGCUCCUGGCCAACGGUUCACUCAUGCAGCGCCGUCGCCGAAGGGGGGGAGCCGCGCGGAAGCACCGGGGGAGCAAGUGAGGCAAGGAGGAACGACCCCCGCUGAUACGCCGCCGCCGCCGCCUUUCCCGAGUCAGCCGUCCCCUCAGUUGACUGCGCCGCCGCCAUCCGCCUCCCUCCUCUUUCUCCUUCUCGCCUCAGUCUGCUGGCCUGGAAGCGAGGCGAGGAGGGGGCGGACCAUGCGGUGGAAGCGGAGCCCUUGGAGGCCCUGGAGGCUUCCCCGGCGAUCGCUGCUGGCCGCUCUCUUCCUUUUCUCGCUCUCCUCCUCGUUCCUCUACUUCGUCUAUGCGGCGCCCGGCAUUGUGAACACCUACCUCUUCAUGGUGCAAGCCCAAGGUAUCAUGAUACGUGAAAAUAUGAGAACGAUAGGAGCCCAGGUUUAUGAACAGGUGGUCCGCAGUGCCUAUGCCAAGAGGAACAGCACUGGAAAUGACUCUGAUUAUCCUUUUGAUUUGAAUCACAGUGAAAACUUUCUGCAAACAACAACUUUCCUUCCUGAAGAUUUUACUUAUUUUCCAAAUCAUACUUGCCCUGAGAGGCUCCCUUCUAUGAAGGGGCCAACUGAUGUAAAUAUGAGUGAAAUCAGUAUGGAUGAGAUCCACCAGUUUUUCUCUCAAGACCCUACUAUCAAAUUAGGAGGUCAUUGGAAGCCUAGUGACUGCUUGCCUCGCUGGAAAGUGGCUAUUCUUAUUCCAUUCCGCAAUCGUUUUGAACAUUUGCCGGUUCUCUUUAGACAUCUUAUUCCAAUGCUGCAACGCCAACGUUUGCAAUUUGCAUUUUAUGUCAUUGAGCAAGCAGGGAAUCAGCCCUUUAAUCGUGCUAUGCUCUUUAAUGUUGGCUUUUGGGAAGCUAUGAAGGACUUGGACUGGGACUGUUUGAUCUUUCACGAUGUGGACCAUAUACCUGAGAAUGAUCGUAACUAUUAUGGGUGUGGACAGAUGCCAAGACAUUUUGCUGCUAAGUUGGAUAAGUACAUGUAUAUCCUUCCAUAUGCUGAAUUUUUUGGUGGAGUGAGUGGCUUGACUGUGGAACAGUUCAAAAAAAUCAACGGCUUUGCAAAUGCGUUCUGGGGCUGGGGUGGAGAGGAUGACGAUCUUUGGAACAGGGUUCACUAUGCAGGCUAUUUGGUUACUCGACCAGAAGGAGAUACAGGGAAAUACAAGUCAAUUCCCCAUCAUCAUAGAGGGGAAGUUCAGUUCUUAGGAAGAUAUGCACUGCUGAGGAAGUCCAAAGAGAGGCAAGAAUUGGAUGGCCUCAAUAAUUUGAACUAUUUUCCAAAUAUUACAUAUGAUUCUUUGUAUAAAAACAUAACUAUCAAUCUAUCACCAGAGCUGGCUCUGGUGAGUGAAUACUAAGAGAAUAUGAGAAGAGAAUGUCAAGAGAUGGUUUUAUAGAUGUCUCCUGGACAAAAAUAAUCUUGUGUCUAAUGAAGGAUCACAGUAUUUUGAAGAAUAAUUUUCAAAAAUACGCACAGAGAUCAUCAGAGUGUAGACAUAUUCACACUGUCAGUGAGUUUGGACUUGACUUGCUUUUUGAUUUCGUUUUAAAAAGAACAAUGGUGUGACCUGCUGCUUUUGUCCCAGCAUUCCAUUUCUUUAAGCAAUCUCCAGUAACAAAUAGAGAUUGAAUGUGCUUUCCUGCUGAUAAAACCAGUUUGGCUAAAAAAAAUAAUAAUAAUAAUCUUGGAUUCUUGACGUAGGGUGCUGGAAGCUAUCCUGUAAGCUAUGAUCAUUAUUGGAGAUGAACUGCCACCUAACAGUGACUCCAUUCUUUUGCAUUUGUGUUUGCAUUGGUUUUCUAAUUGACUUGCUUGAAGGAAAAAAGAUAUAUAUAUCUAUCUAUCUAUAUAUAUAUAUAUCUAUAUAUACACAAAAUCACUUCUUAAAGAAGUAUAGAUGUAGAUAAGCUGUAUAAAUUACUUUCCUUUAUUUUUUAAAAAACACAGUUCAAAACUGAAGCUGAAGGUUUACAACUUAGCAUAACUCAAGUAAGCCCUCAAUUGCAAGCACUUCAGUACAUCAGGAUGACACUCAUGCAAGUAAUUCUCUUCAGGGCUAUUUAAGCAGUUAUUUGUGGGAUUGAGACUUUGUCAUUUCAUUGGUUAGUUUGGAAACAAUACUAGUGUUUAUUGGAGAAGGAAAGUUAAUUUUAUUCAUGAAAGUGCAAAAGCCAAUUGCAUUUUGGGGAAUUGCAUAGUCUUUCUGGAUUGUUGAUUUUGUUUUGUUUUUUGUGACCCACUGCAUUUUAUCUCCAUAUUCCAAACAGACAGCAUAACAUCAGAGAAAAUAUCUCCCUGUUUCAUCUUUGUAAAGGACAAAAAGUCUCCGGAGAGUUAACCAAGUUUCCACUUUGUUUGGUUAAAGUUUGCAAAUCAUUCAGUCUGUUGUUGGAAAAGUCUAUACUGAUUUCUGUAACUUUAAUGGAGGGGAAUAUGAAUAAUAUUUUGAUAUAUUUAUUGUGUAAAUGAAAUUGAACUAAUAUAGACUAAAACUGUAGGUUGAAGUUCUUGGGUAUGAUUAUUAACCAGAGAAAACAUUGCACAAGUACUGGGAUAAAUGUAUCCAGACUCCAACUCUUAAUUAAAAGAAUGAAGGGCAUUGAGAUUAGUUUUUUAAAAAAUGUGAAUAUCAGGCAGAAUUGGUUGGUCCAUAAUCUCUAUCUAGUUUUCAUUUUAACCUACCAUAAUAGGUUUGUGCCUUUGUUUUGUUUUGUUUUUCUGGUUUAAAACCAGUCCCAUCUGUUUAUAUAGCAUGUACAGACUUUUUUAAACCGGGGUAUUUACUCUGGUAAAACAAAUUGUUCUUUAAUAUAUAUUUAUAGACAGAGUUUAAUGUGAAAAGUACUUUAAUCUCUUUGAUUGCAUUUUUGCCUUCAGUUGCUUUAACUUGUAUAGGUGUUGUUUUUUUUAAGAUAUUGGGUUUGGUAGAUAUAUGACCCCCCAUAGAUAACUGUUGUGGAGGUGAUUAACCAGACCUAUUUUCUUGGAUCUUGAGGGUUAUGAAGAGGUGUGUGUUUGUGUGUGAGAGAGAAAGCACAUGUGUGCAUCUUAUCAGCUGAUGAUGAAAGUACAGUUGGUCUGUUCUUGAAUUUGCUGAUAAGUAGGCUUUAAAAUGUUUCAUAAUAAAACCUUUAUGGUUGCUGCAGAGGUAAUAACUUAGCUUUUAUUCUUUUAAUGGCACAUGAAGCAAUAAAGACUUCUGCAUUUUGAUAAUUUUCAGUUGUGAAUAAUUCAUAUAUAUUUUUUUCUUUUCUUUUUUUUUAAAACUUGGAAGUCUAGUAGAAAUUAACAUUUUAUUUAAUGGUGCUUCAGUUGAAAAUGUGUUUCAUCUGUCUUAAUUCACCUUGACAUUUCCAAACAGCUAUUUGGCAGUGAUGCCCUGCCUCACACUUACACACACACAAACACUUUAAAAAUAGAUUGUGCAUCCUUCUACUACACCCUCUAAAUUACCUCUGCUAAGAAAUGCACUUGUUGAAGAUGGUGUGAAAGAGUCAGUUUUACUUCUUAAUAGUUCUGGAUUGAUUCCCCCCCCCCCCAAAAAAAACUUAUUUUCUUGCCCUUCCUUUAAAAGUGUGGAAUAUCUUUUAAAUGUGCACUGUUGCUCUUAUCAGAUAAAUCAGCUAUUGUAUGGUAAAUGUACUUGUUGGAAACAUAACUGUCAAGCUCAUGUGUUGUUACGGUGUUUUUAAAAAUCAUUUAAAAUGUGUACAUUAAUAGCUGACAUUUCAACAGAGUGCUCCCCAUUUCCAUCAGCACCGUCAGCUAAUAUUGCUAAGGGAUAGAAUGCUAUCAUUACAAAAAUGUAUGUUUUAUAUGAGCCGUGUGGAUCUUUAUUUGCUAAAACCUCUUCUUUUUUUUGUAAAAACUGUUUUAUAAUCAGUUUAACAUCUGAGCAACCACUGUGCAUUGCCAAACAUCUACUGUCAAAGAUAGAAUUGAAUCAUAUGUAAUUUCUUUCUUUCUGUUGUUUUGAGCUUCUCUGUGUUUUCUAUGAAGCUCCAGGGGUAUAUUUUUGCACUGAAAUCUAGUGUUAAAACACACAAUUUUCAGCAAAGCAAUUCAUUGUAUCAUUGCAUUUAUUCACCUGUGUGUUUGUACAUUUUUGUAUUUGUUAACUUAUGAGUGAUUUUUUUCAGUAAAAAGAAUACAUAUUCAAGAA
Messenger RNA from Crotalus tigris (Tiger rattlesnake), 4759 nucleotides. It is a transcript of the gene B4GALT5, whose product is annotated as beta-1,4-galactosyltransferase 5. NCBI's taxonomy places the organism in Eukaryota, Metazoa, Chordata, Lepidosauria, Squamata, Viperidae. Gene Ontology annotation, molecular function: UDP-galactose:glucosylceramide beta-1,4-galactosyltransferase activity. Gene Ontology annotation, biological process: glycoprotein biosynthetic process; carbohydrate metabolic process. The coding region runs from base 779 to 1954 and encodes 391 amino acids. The record is from RefSeq and is a predicted model, not a curated record. The transcript has 9 exons.